CGCCGAGACGCAUCGUGACCGAGCAGAUCGAUAUCGAUAGCGGCGAGGCGUUUUACUGCGAAGAGUCGGAUGGUAGGAUGCCCAUGAAUUGGAACGUCACCGAGGCGAAGAAAGUCGGCGAGUCGUUGGCAACCGAUGGCUCCGGGAAAAUGAUCAGGCACUUCACGAUCGAGACCGCCGUCAGCGAGCUUGAAUUCGCCUUCCUCACAAAGGGUUCCGACGUUCCGUACACUGGCUUCUACAAUGUCGAAUACUACGACGAGAAGGAUUCAGGCGCCCCCGUGCGAUUCGUCAUGCCCUCACGCGAGUUCAUCAUCACGAAAUAUGUCGAGAAGGAAAUCGAUAUGCCUCCUUGGGAGUCUUCCACGUGGGACCCUUCCCCUUCAUGCAGAAGCGGCGACCCCAACGAGGACCUCACCCUCCCGGCGAAGAUGAACAUGAACCAUGCUCUGUUCAACGAAAGAGAUCGCGCAAUCGUCGAUGCCGUGAUCGAAGGUGAGAUCCAAGGUAUUAACGCCACCGGCCUUACGAGCCCUUGGAGAUCACGCAAACUCCAGAGUUUCAGUUUACUCAUGGAUAUGAUUUUGAGGAUGAUAAAUGAUAUACAAGCGAGAGCCGCGGUGGCUCCCAAUUGCGAUCCUGAGGGCACGUGCUACGGAAACGGAGCGACCACCACCGUCUUCGAGUUCAAUUUCAAAAAGCUCGCAUUCGGCAUCAGCGCUUGGGACGCUGGAUGCGGCCUUGAAUCCAUCGGUUUUGAGGCUGAUUGCCCAUAUGGCUCGACGUGCUACGGGAAGUGCGCGGGUACAACUCCCGCGCUGUGCAAAUCAAAAUAUGACAUGACAUGCGAGAUUGGCAUUAAAAUCAAUCCGAUCAACUCCAUCAGAGAUUCUACAAUCAGAGACGCUCUCAACAGGUUCCUUCCCAACGCGGAGGCCGGUGUCAAGCUCGGCUACACCUUCGCGUCCAAGACGGUCUCGAUUACCGCGUAUGGAAGCUUCCAAGCUGGACACAUGGGGCGAAGACGCCAGAUGCUCGCCGCCGGCGACGCACCAUUCUCCGAACUCUCCUCCGACGCGUAUGCCGAGUGGGACGAACUCGAGCAGGAAGCCAUUUAUCAGGCUCACAAACGCAAGCUCUCGAGCUACUCUGGCGACAGGGAACUGUUAUGGGGUAAGUGGGGCAUCGCCGCGUCGGUCGAGGGAACCGGUAGGUAUACGAUCCCGACGAAACAAUUCAGUUUUGCAGUCAGCGUCUCGGGUGAGGUCUGCUUGUUCUUUUGCUUCGGUGUCUCGGCCUCGAUUGACACGGCUUAGGCGCAUCACUGGAUGACGAACCACACGCAUGUUCGGCUCGUGUUAAAACGAGCGCCAGGAUCACACAAACGUCGAUGGGCAGAGCUCUCAUUGCGCCGUCGGGUUUUUGCCCCCAUUGGUUUCCCGACAAUCAUUUUAAUAAAAGAGCAAAGCACCAUCCGCUC
Messenger RNA from Micromonas commoda, 1480 nucleotides. RefSeq lists its product with no specific name. The coding region runs from base 78 to 1316 and encodes 412 amino acids. The record is from RefSeq and is a predicted model, not a curated record. NCBI's taxonomy places the organism in Eukaryota, Viridiplantae, Chlorophyta, Mamiellophyceae, Mamiellales, Mamiellaceae. The transcript has a single exon.